AUGCAUGUCAAUCGGCCGGCGCGCUCUGCCGGGGCCGGUGAAGGCGAGGCUCGCAGGCCCAUCGGCUAUUGGGCCGAGUUUAACAAUUGGUGGAGAACCAGAUUAAGUGAAGAUGGCUGCAGGCCCUCACAGGCGGAGCUCGCUCAGUGGUUCGAAGCCAACGCGCCUAUUUGCUGGCGCCCCGACGAGAUGCCGAGUUUGCAGGAAGUGCGCACCCACGCAAAAUGUUUACGGAGCACCGAGCAAGUCCGAAACUACUUCCGAAAGUAUCGCGCUGCACGCAAGGCAAGUUCAGCUAGCGUGCGAGUUUCGGGCUCCGACUCGGAGAGUGACGGCGCUGCACCAUCCGAGUCUCUCUCCAUGUCGCUAUCCGCGCUCAGAUCCCGCCUCACCGUCACCGGCGGCGCCGGUCAGCCCGUUGACCUGAGCAUCACCUCACAGCCAUCCCGCGCCGCCGUCACCACCGGCGCCGAUCCCCGUGGCCUCCUGCCGUACGUCUUCGGCUCCGGCGGCGGCGCGGGGAUUCUCUUCACAGGCGCGAGCGGUGCGCUGGCGGGACUGGCGGCGCUGCAGGCCGCCGCCGGCUCCUCUGCCGCGGCAGCAGCAGCGGCGGCGGCGGUGAUGCCCGGCGCUGGCUCGCACGCCGGUGAUGGCGGCGCCGCAGGUGGUAGCUCCCCCCCUCGCGUCUGCAAACCCUCCGCCAGCACCUGCACCGCUCCCCUGCCGUUGCCCGGGCAGCAACAACCCCAGCAGCUGCUACAACAGCAAAACGGCAGCGGCCGGUUCGUGGUCAGCGGUAGCUCCAUGAGCGCCCUUCGUCAUGGUGGACCGGCCACCUCGGCUGCCGCCGCCACCGCCGCAUGCCGAUCGAACGGUGGACCUUUGCCGCCCGUCGCUGCCGCCGCGUCGGGGCCGGUAGUCAGCUUCUCAAGCGGAGGCUUGCCACAGUACUCAACACACGGAGCAGGUCCCGCUCGAAGCAUCGGCGGCGGCAUCGUUCUGCGGCUCCCAGCCCUGCAACGCACCGCCUCCACCGGCGGCGGCGGCGGCAGCACUUCUAAGCCACGCGGUUCCACCCCCACGAAGCACUCCACUCCGGCGCCGCCAGCACCCGCCGCCAAGCGCCAGGCCACCGCGCGCGCAGCUUGCAGCAGUGGCCAGACGUCUUCCGUACAUCUAGGGGAGUACGGCGGUGCCUAUGCGGCGCCGUACGUGUGCGUGCCCAGCGUGAGCGGCGCAAGCAGUUUGGCCACCAGCCGGCAGACCGCUGCACCCGGAACGGGGGCUGCCGCCGCCGCCGCUGCGGCCUGCUUCCCAGCCACUGUAACCUCCGGUAUCAGAGACAGCAAAAAUCUUAUGACUGGUUACGCAGCCGCCGGGUACCACGUGGGGGAUAACAGCAGUGAUGGCGGGGCCGGCGGCGGCGGCGGCGUUUACCUUCCCAUCGCCGCCGCAUCCUCCUGCCCUCACAACUUGCAGCACCACUUCCAGCCGUAUAUCAACAGUAACACCGUUCCGCAUGCACUGGGGCUGUCGAUGGCUGGCGCCUAUUCAAGCCAUCCGUUCCCAAUUUCUAUGGCCAUACCCACUGAUGUCGCCACCGCGGCGGCUGCAGCUGGUCCAGCUAUGGCCGCAACAGCGGCGGUUGGCGCUUCAGUAGCCGCUGCCGUCGACGCCGCCGGCGCCAUGACGUCUGCGCCGGCUCCAGGGGGCCUGUCUGCGCCUGGAGGACCUGGCCCAGUAUUGGAGCAGAUCGCCUGCGACGCCGCUGCGUUGUCACCCACUCGGGCUUUCUUCCAUGAAUGGCAUCAAAGUGAUGUGGACGAUUUGCUCGUAGAUCUUCCGACAGACGCCGACGGCGGUGGCGGCGCCGCCGCUGGUGACUUGAUCACUCCUUCCGGCGGCGCGGAAGCAACUUCAGCGGCCGUUAUGGCGGCGGCAGCGGAAGGGUUGACGCUGUCGAACGCCGUACCAUCGGCCGCUACCGGCGGCGGUACUGCAGGUACCGUGCAGUUGGCAAUCAGGGCACCAACGGCUUCUCCGGCAAUCAACGUGGCUAACAUUACUGCCGACGGCGGCGGCAGCGGCGGCGGCGCCGCUGCCGCCGUCGUACCUCACUGCCUUAAGGAAGAGGGCGCCGUUGGAUGCCGUCGCGCCGUGGUUGACUCCAAGGAGGACCCUUCACUUGCAGUGUACGGCGGAGUGGACACGAGUGGAGCCGCCGGCUCGUCGCUGCCGCUGCCGCCGCCUCUCCUGCAGCCCGCCGCCUUCUCCACCGACCCCAGCGCCAACAUAGAGCACCCACCAGCUCCCUGCCUGCCAAUAUCGCUCAUGCUUUUCCCUCAACAACCCUCCUAUUCCUCCGUGUCACAGCUUGACCAGCAGCAGCUGUGCUCUAAAGUCCAACAACCGAAAUCCCCACCAUCCCCACAACAUUCACUUCCGCCGCCGCCACCGGCUAAGUCCCAACAUUCCCACCUCUCCCAGCAGCAGCAGCAGCAGCUGCUACAGCAGGCGCCGAACCGCGCCAGCGCGCAUCAAAGUACGGCAGCUUGCCCGGAUGCUGCGAUACGUUGGUGGCCAGAUCCCGGAAGCGAUGUUGGCUCAGGUCUACCGCCCAUUCGGACAAAGCUUCCGGAAGGGUUGACUUCUCCCAAGAAGCCGAACAACAACAAGGGCGCCGACCCCUUGAAUCAGCAGCCGAACGACGGCGGCGUUGAGUCGGUUGAUGCCGCCGCUGCUGCUGCUGGUGCUGCUGCUCUUCCGGGACCGGUAGCGGCCACUGGAGCAGGCGUUGGUGCAUCGGUGUACGAGGGUGGAGGUCUAUCGCCCGCAAGCGCCCACGAGCUGUUCGCAAUCCUGGAGCUGCCGCACCUCCAAAUACCCUCGUUGGUUGCAAAGGCAGGCCGUCGCCGCGAUGUCAGGGCCGAGCUCCCACCUCGACGUUGCCGCGCACCGAGUCUACCUGACGCCGCUGCCGCCACGGUCGCUAUGUCCCACGCGCCUUCCACCGGGGCCGCGACUGGGCCUUAUCAGCCGCCCUUGUGCUCUCCAUAUCCGUACGCCAACACGAAUGCACACUACCCGCCGUACGGCUACUGCCCGCCGCCGUCGUACGGCCUACCGCCGCACCACCCGUACUACUACCACCAGAUGGCACCGCCGCCUUCCGGCGGCGGCUACGACAUGUACGGCUGGUUGCCGUACCAUCUUAUGCCUCACGCCAUGCCGUAUCCUGGCGCGCCGUACCAUGGAUACCCCGUCGCCAUGGGCUCCAUGAUGCCGCCGCCGCCGCUGGCCCCGGGAUCAGCUGCCGCCGAAUGCCCGUCCUCCGCCGUCGGGGCAAUGGGCGGAAGUCAUUUGGAAGCUUCCAGCGUUCAGAUCCGUUCCUCCCGCCAAGGCCCCGCAGCCAGCAGCGGCGGCGGCGGGAUAGGGUCUUUCCUGCCGCCGACGGGGGCGGAGCCGCUCAUGCCUGGCCGGUACGUCUGGCAGGCCACCACCGGCGGCGGCGGCGGUCUCAGCAAGAUCCGCCGUACAACUUCCGGCCAUGUGGCUGCGGAGGGUGGUGAAUGCAACAACGGUGGCGGUGGCGGCGGCGGUGGUGGUGGAGCCGCUGCUGCCAAUGACACGAUGAGCACCAUGCACAGCCGUGUCGUACCUGCCACGUCGGCUGCGCGUACCCAGACGGCAGCACAGGUCAGCUACUGCUCCAAUGUGCAUCAAUGCUACAGCCAGAGUAUCGGCGCCGUACGCACCCAGGUCACGGCGUUGACGGGCGCCGAUGUGGUGACGGGCGGCGGUGGCGGCGGCGGCGGCAUUGAGGUUGAGGAGUGUGUUGAAAGCCGCGGCGCCGCCGUUGGCGGUAACAUCGCUACUGCCGCUGCCCUCGGAGGUGGCUGCAGCCCGGAACCCGUCGGCAGACAUGGUCACGGCGCGGCUACUGCCAAGCAGCAUUUGAUGCCGCCGCCGCCGCCACGGCAACCCAAGUCCGAAAAGGGAGGGAUGCUUUUACCUGCCCACAUGGUCCUCGAGAAGCAGCAGCAUCCGGUAGGCGACCAGAUCUCCGCGCUGGCCGUAGCGGCGCCCAGUACAUCCGGCCUGUCGCUGGCCCUGUCGCUACCGCUGAAGCCACCGCCGCCGCCUGACUUGGCAGACUACCCAGCUCCCACAGGCCCCGUAGAGACUGACGCUACUGGUCUCAGCCAAGGCCCCCGCAACCUCGCAACAGCAGUUGCAGCAGCAGUGUACGACUCGAACGUCAGUCCCAGCUUGGGGCCGCUGCCGCUACAGCCACCAAUAUCAGCGGCAGCGGUGGGCGCGGGUGCUGCAGUUUCGCUAGGGCCAGGCGAUGCCCGCGACGCCGCUACUGCCGCCGCCGACAGUGAUGCUGUACUACAGCCGUCGGCAGUACUGCAACAGCAGGGACAGGCGCAGAACCCUGGAGUUGGGAAGGAGAAGGAUUGCGAGUUUGCCAACGUCGCCGCUGCCGUCACUGCCGUCACCGCCUCGACAGGACGUGGUGUUGGAACAUUACAUGACGCCGUGAAGCAUGUCAGCACCGCCGCUGGUUUGCCGGCACUGCAGCCACAGCCACCGCAGCCGCAGGCAGCAGUGCCGGCGGUCGAUGAGCCCGCGGGCGCUGGUACGGCACGGGAGGACGCCGUCGACGCCGCUGCCAUGGGAGGAGGAGGAGGAGGAGUCUAUGUGUGUGAUGACUCCGAUCUUUUGGACCUUUCUUCCCUCACCGCUGGGCUGUUUUCUCCGCCGUGCAGCGAGGCACGUCGAGCGCCUGGCAGCAGCCGUGCGCCUGGCAGCCGCAGCGCCGCCGGCGCGCCUUCCACCGCUACAGCCUCUGGCGCCGCUGCUAUCGGCGGGGCCCCCAGCCUUGACGCCACUCCCAAGACCGCCGCCGGAACUUCCCUGAACUUUGCCUUCACGCCCGUCAGCGCCUACACCACCUCCCGCUCACAUGCCUUUGCAGCGCCACCACGGGCCUGUGCUACAGCCGUUCCCCCGCCGACGACGGCGUCAGCAGCAACAGCGGGCGGGCCCGCCGCUACUGCUGCUGCUGUUGCUGCUGCCAGCGGCGGCCACCAGCUGGACCCAGCGUCGCAUCAGAAGUGCCCCACAAGUGCCCGAAGUACCGACAUUUUUCGGGCCCUGGCCACGCCACGCACACUGUGUGGCUCGCCGCUUAAUUGCUCUAUACUUGCGUCUUGGCUGACCAGCCCCGCUAGCAUGACCUCCCUCGAUGCCUGCACUCGGCCGCUGAACAUGCUACUGGGCGCUCUCGACGGCGACGAUGCUGACGACAGCACGCGCCACGACGAUGCUCAUGAGCUGCAGUCUUCGGAGGUACGUCGGCAGCUGUUGGGGUUAGAAGCUGCGGAGGAGCGCGAAGCUCACGAGAGAGGUGGAGGAGAGGGCCGUGGGCUCCGACACGGGGUUACGGCUUCGAACGGUAACGGCGGCGCCGUCGUCACGACAGCGGAGGGCACAGCGGCAGCGGCAACGGCGGCGGCGGCCAGGUUUGCACUCGGCGGGUCUGGGGCCAGCGGAGAGCAAGGCGACAGCGGCGGCAGCAGUGCUCGCCCGCAUCAACUCAAAGACGGGCAUGUCCGUGCUGGAGAUAUUGAAGGAGGCGUGCUAUGCAUGUCGACGUCGGUCGGGGGUGAUGAUCCUAGCGGUGGAGCCGCCUCCGCUGCUGCUAUUGCCGCUGCUGGUGACGGUGAUGGUGACGUAGCCAUCGUCAACAGGGCUGUACGGGCUGCAGAGGCAGCGGCGGCGCCGCAGGCCCCAGACUUGACGGCCCAUAUUCGCAUUACCUACGUGCCAGUACGACAGCCGGGUACGGCAGGCGCGGCAGCAACAGUGGCAGUACCGACCAAUGCGGGUCUCUGUACGGCAAUGAAUUUAAAGGAAGAGCGGCCGCUCAAGAUGGGUCAAGAGUUUGAUGCCGUAGUUAAGGGCUUUUGCGACGUCCGUGACCCGGUGUGGUAUCAGUCGCGACACCAUCAGCUUGUUGAACGGAGGGGACUCGUCGAGGCGCACGGCAAUGAGGACGCGGACGCUCUGUGUUGUGGGCCCGAUGCAGCGGCAGCUGUUGCGAUUGCCGUUGCCAGCUCGGUCGACUUGGGCAUAUUGACGGAAGAGGAGAACACGCACGCUGAACGCGCGAUUAGCGCCGCGUAUUGA
Messenger RNA from Volvox carteri f. nagariensis, 6195 nucleotides. RefSeq lists its product as uncharacterized. NCBI's taxonomy places the organism in Eukaryota, Viridiplantae, Chlorophyta, Chlorophyceae, Chlamydomonadales, Volvocaceae. The record is from RefSeq and is a predicted model, not a curated record. Bases 1 to 6195 code for a protein of 2064 amino acids. The transcript has 8 exons.